UUUAUGUAAAACCCUGAAUAAUAUACUGUGUGAUGCAGCUCUCAGACAUGAAGUCCCUCAGAACAAUUUUCUUUUCUCGAAAGCACUUUCUCAUUUCCACAAUCUCCUCUUCUUCUACUCCAUCGCCCAUCUCCUCCCGCUCCCGCCUCAAUCCCAGCUCUUCCCUCUUUCACUGUGCCGGCCGUUUCAACGCCGCGCAGCUGUCAACUACUGACGUCCCUGCUCCGAACGGCAACUGCCUCGCCGCUUCCGGUCCAGGAAACGGAAAGGACCGCGGUGUUUGGACUAUUUACGACCCCGUUACGAGUAAGUUGCUUACUCAAAGGGUCAAAAGCAGUAGCGAUAGAAAAGAUCCCGAACCGAGCUUUGGAAAUGAAACCUUCGGAGCUUCGUCGAGAAAUGGAGAUGGGACUGAGGAGUUCUUGAACGAGAAGACUUCGGAGAGUGUGAGGAAAGUGGGUUUAGAAGGUGGGUCUGUUAGUAGGCCAAAGUUGGGGAAGAUUGUGGGAUCGAAGAAGAAGAAGAGCAAAGUUUCUUGGGUUUGUUCGAGCUGUGGCCAUAGUGAGGGGCAGUGGUGGGGAACUUGUCGCUCCUGUGAUAUGGUUGGGACAAUGAAGCAGUUUACUGAGGGGGAUGAUACUGGAGGAGGGAGUCGAGGGUUUGAAGUUUCAGAAAAUGUGGUUCGAGCAUGGCUUCCAAAGCAGGCCACCGACGUGCAUCCUCUGCGGUUGACAGAUGUGAACCGAGGGAUCAACACUCUGGAUUGGAGACUUCCUUUGCCUGGUCCCUUUGGAAAUGAAGUGGCGAGGGUACUUGGUGGUGGGCUGGUUCCAGGUUCUCUGGUUUUGGUUGGUGGUGAUCCUGGUGUUGGCAAGAGUACAUUGUUGUUGCAGAUUGCUGCAAUUUUAGCUGAAGCGUGUGGUGAAGGCGAUUUGACAUCGGUUAUUUAUGUCUCUGGUGAAGAGAGUGUGGAUCAAAUUGGAAAUAGAGCAGAUCGAUUGAAUAUUGAAACAGAGAAUCUUUUCUUGUAUUCAAGUACUGAUGUUGAGGAUAUAUUCGAGAAGAUUCAGCCUCUAUCUCCUAGAGCCUUGAUCAUCGAUUCUAUUCAGACAGUUUAUUUGCAAGGAGUAGCUGGAAGUGCAGGAGGAAUUGGACAGGUGAAGGAAUGCACCUCGGCCCUUCUUCGUUUUGCAAAGAGAACCGGCAUCCCCAUUUUAUUGAUUGGACAUGUGAACAAAUCAGGAGAAGUUGCUGGACCUCGAGUUCUAGAGCACAUCGUGGAUGUUGUACUGUAUAUGGAAGGGGAGAAAUGCUCGUCACAUCGGCUACUACGACCAGUGAAGAAUCGAUUUGGAUCAACAGAUGAGCUUGGAGUAUUUGAAAUGUUGCCAUCGGGACUGGAAGUGGUGUCAAAUCCGAGCGAGAUGUUUAGAAGGGAUAACAAUGCAAAUUCGAACUCGGAGUAUUUGGCAGGACUUGCUGUUGCAGUGAUCAUGGAUGGAACUCGCACCUUCCUGCUUGAAAUUCAGGCAUUAUGUUUGUCAAGAUCAUCCGUUUCUAGACACGUUAAUGGGAUUCAACAAAGCAAGGCUGAUAUGAUAAUAUCGGUUCUCAUGAAGCAAGCUGGGUUAAAGCUACAAGAUAGCGUCAUUUUUUUAAAUGUUGUCAGCGGGGUGACACUGACAGAGACUGCAGGAGAUCUUGCGAUUGCAAUGGCAAUUUGCAGCAGCUUUUUGGAGUUCCCCAUUCCGAACGACAUUGCAUUCAUCGGUGAAAUCGGCCUUGGCGGUGAGCUUCGCAUGGUGAGUCGAAUGGAGAAGCGGAUCAAUACUGUGUCUAAAUUGGGUUUCAAAAGAUGUGUAGUACCCAAAUCAGCUGAGAAGUGUCUAGGAGUGGUAGAAUUGGGAGAGACGAGGCUGAUAGGUUGCAGAAAUUUGAAAGAUGUUAUCAACGAUGUGUUUAUGGCGAGAGAUGGAGCUAGAAGUGUACAGUCUUUUGUUGGGUAGUUUAUAAGCUUCUUAAUUCUUGGUGUAAAGAUGCAAUGUGCGUAGAUGUAUUUUUUUGGGUCCUUCGAACAAACGGAUUGAUUUUACUCGAUGAAAAUGAUGAUAGUUUUUAUAUUGGCAUGAAGUUUAGAGUUCAAGAAA
Cucurbita maxima (winter squash) is the source of this 2147-nucleotide messenger RNA. RefSeq names its product DNA repair protein RadA. The transcript has 14 exons. The record is from RefSeq and is a predicted model, not a curated record. NCBI's taxonomy places the organism in Eukaryota, Viridiplantae, Streptophyta, Magnoliopsida, Cucurbitales, Cucurbitaceae. Gene Ontology annotation, molecular function: ATP hydrolysis activity; ATP-dependent DNA damage sensor activity; ATP binding. Gene Ontology annotation, biological process: recombinational repair. Bases 33 to 2006 code for a protein of 657 amino acids.